AUGGCUGCAUUGAAGAAGUUGUUCUACACGGACAAGUCUCUUUCUCGUCCAGCCACUAGCCUUGGACUUGAAGGCUGUGCCAUGGACCAAGCUUAUUUUAACACGGCGGUUGAUUCGCCUGCGCGAAGUCACUUUGAGGGUGGUUUCCCGAGCAGAAAUUCGCAAUCACUAGAUGUGUCUCAUCAUUUUGACCAGAUUGAGAAGCAAUUUGAAGAUCUACAUGAUCGACUGGAACGGCCAACUUCUUCUCAAUCCCAAUUACCUCCUAGCACAUCUCAUUUCGCCGCCCCCAAACUCCCAAAUGGCCGAUAUAUCGACUUGAUGGAUGCGCUGGGCUCUUCGCAACGUGACCAAACAACUUCCCCAGAACCCCUCUCUCCCCCAGGCAGCCCAUACAACGAACAUGUUGCGGAACGAAAUAUGACCCGGUUUCUACGGAUACAAUACCGGAAUGGACUGGCCCACUCGCGGAUACUAUCAGCUCUGUACCAAGAAGAUGUGGCAGACAGAAAUAUCGCAAAAUAUCGGGCUCCGGACCGAACUUUGUCAAACCUCAGUUCACGGUCAUCGCCGGCUGCGCCUGGUAGGGUACGGAUCCCAGACAGCCAACGGCGUAAAGGCAGAAAGCGGGAUCCAGGCAAGUCUGCCUGGGUGUCAGCAGAACAACUACGGAGAGGGCCACUCCAAAAUGAUGGCUCGAGCACUUCAAUGCAACGAUCACAAUCCCAUCUUGGCAAUUCUCUUCGGCACCAAAGAUCGGCACCGAGCUUGUCUGGAGACGGAGAGAGCUUUAUCUCACAAGAAGAUGCACCCCCAACUCCUGUUCAGCGCUUGGGCGUUCCUCCUGCCUAUAAACAAGGCAAAAGGUGGAGCAAUACUCCCCUCCCUGAUAGCCCCACGAUUCCUAUCCCCGGGGCCAAGACAGAGGACGCUAGUAAGGUUUCUUCGCCGUCACGAUCACCUGUUCCAUCAUCUUGCUGUUCAUCGGUGGCACCAAGACCACUCUCUCCGCCACCUUCAUUGGGGAAAUGCUCAAAACGGAAUGCGCGGGGGCUCUCAAUUAACACAGAAUUGGCUACUAAAGGACGCCCCAAUAUUGGGCACCGUGCCAUUCAGCCUCCAACGCCAUCAGCCACCGAUGCGAACCAGGCUCCCAACAUCGCAGAAGUGAUGAACAGUCCUCUGCCUGUUGCCAGCCCCAUCACUCCUCCCGAAUCAUCUCCGCGCUUCAAGGCCUCGGAACUGAUGGAAUUUUUCAGCAAGGCUUAUUUGUCCGCCAAGGGUUCUCAUGCAACCUACGAGACCCUGCAGGACGCUAUAAUCCGCGAAAUCAAUUCCCACGAAGCAUUCAAACGAGUGCCCGUACCAGCCCCAGGACCUCCAUUCACCCCAUCGGCGGAGCAAGAUGAGUUCGGCGACAUCUCCAGGCCAGCAACUGGACACCACCGAAGCCACUCGGCGAAACUCAGGCUGAUGAACAGGACCUCAUACAAGCACAAGAGAAAUCCCGAGACCCGCCGCAGCAUCUCAACCAGCGUUGGCUACGACCGACUCCUGCGGAAGGUCUCCGGAGCUGCCCCUCGCCGUCGACACACCGACGCCCCAGCUCCCAGCCCAGGCUUCCUUGCCGAGCUACAGCCUCGCAAAGAGUCAAUCAUCACUCGUCCCGGUUCCGGAGAACCAAUCACCUACAUGGACGUGCUGCACGCAAACGGGGAUCAACAGCCCGUCUCAAUCAACUGCGCAGCUCCCACGUCCCCCAAACGAGGACAUUCAGAAUCAGUGGGUAACCUCGCCACCAUGGCCCGCUGCGCCCCAGAUGUUCCCUUUACCCCGGCCGUAUACUGCAUGCAGGCACACUCAAGCCCAUCGAGCAACGACUCGCUCGACGACAGUGAUGAUGAUAUUAUUCCCCUCCCUAGCCUGAGUAUGCCCCCGCGCGUGCAGAUCGAAGGCGUCGAUGAGAACAACGUCCGCUACGUGAUCGAUGCCGCAUCGGCUGACGAGGCGCAUAAGUUCAUGCACUGGCCUCAGCGUGCUCGUCGCGGUGUUACAUCCAGUCCUUUUGGGAAUAGUCUGUCUCCAUUGUCCCGUGCACGUAUGCAGCUUCGUGGUUCUCGCUCUGUCGAGAGCUACUAG
Molecule: messenger RNA, 2139 nt
Organism: Penicillium paradoxum
Lineage: Eukaryota; Fungi; Ascomycota; Eurotiomycetes; Eurotiales; Aspergillaceae
Exons: 1
Coding region: 1-2139 (712 amino acids)
Source: RefSeq, a predicted model, not a curated record